AUGGGGUUUGGAGAAAGAUGGGCAAAAUGGAUGGAGGCAUGCAUUUAUGGAGGUCAUUUGUCGGUUCUUGUGAAUGGUUGCCCAACGAAGGAGGUGGAGAUUGGCAGAGGCCUUAAACAAGGUUUAGGCAGUUUGAUGCGAAGUGCGGUGGCAAAAGACUUUUUUAAAAGGAUUAAGGUGGGCGAAGGACCAGAAAUUUCAUUGCUUCAAUUUGCGGAUGACAUGUUGUUGAUAGGAGAAGCAACUGAGAGAAAUUUAUGGACAAUAAAGGUGGGGACUUUGCCUUUUCGUUAUUUGGGGCUGUACGUUGGAGAUAAGCUUAGGCAUAAGGUGGCUUGGGAGCGUUUGUUGGAGAAAAUGCCUCCGUCUAUUGUUAAAGAGGUGGUGAAGAUUCAAAGACGUUUCUUGUGGAGUGAGGUUAAGGAGUUCUCUACGAUUUGUUGGGUAAAAUGGGAUCAAGUUUGUAAACCUAUAAAAGAAGGUGGCCUUGGGAUAAAGAAGGAUGUAGCCUGGGUGUGUCAACAAGCUAAUUUUUGGGUGGAUAUUAGUUUAAACUGUGUUAUUGGUGAUAGUAGCACGAUGAGAUUUUGGGUGGACAAGUGGGUUAGAGAUGUUGCUCUUGCAGAGAUUUUUCCUAGACUAUUUUUUGUGCCUGCAAACAAGGAGUCCAAGAUCAGUGAAAAUGGUCGAUUUGUUGAAGGUGUUUGGAUGUGGAAUUUCCAAUGGCGAAGACAAAUCAUUUUCAGCAAAAGAGGCAAUGAUUCGCAAAUUGAUAGGGCUCAUUGGUGGUCUUUUGCUAACGAUAUGGUGUUGGCAUUGCGUCAUAUGUGGAAGGCACUGGUUCCCAAAAAGGCUAGUGUGUUCUCUUGGCAAUUGUUAUUACAAACUUUGCCGAUACGUAAGGAGCUUGUGAACCGCGGUAUGCUGUUGAUAAAUGAAUCUUGUGCCCUGUGUAAUCAUGAUGAUGAAGAGAUGAAGCAUCUAUUCUUGCAUUGUUCUAUUUCUAGCAGUAUUUGGUGGGAAAAAGAAGUGGAGGUAUGUAGCAACUAUUUGGAUAGCCAUGAUAUGGAGCUUUUGGUUACAUAG
Messenger RNA from Abrus precatorius (Indian licorice), 1086 nucleotides. RefSeq lists its product as uncharacterized. Bases 1 to 1086 code for a protein of 361 amino acids. The record is from RefSeq and is a predicted model, not a curated record. NCBI's taxonomy places the organism in Eukaryota, Viridiplantae, Streptophyta, Magnoliopsida, Fabales, Fabaceae. The transcript is spliced from 7 exons.